CUCAAUUUAUGGUUCAUACCCCAUCCUUCUGAAGUGGUGAUUAUGUUCAAAACUCUGCCAGAAAAGGCCGCUUUUAGAGCCUUAAAGCUAACUCUACAGCUGAUAACCCCUCUCCAUGACAUUGUGGCCUACCUUUUCAGCGUUGCUAAACUUGGAAACUGUCCAGCACGUUUUGAAUUUCCUCUCUGUCCUAACCCUUUGAGAGGUGACAGGGGAGGAGCUGAGGGUAUUGGGUCUGAGCUUCUAGAGCUACAGAAAAUGAUUGACAGCCUCCAGAGUCCCCAAGACCCCACUCUGGUGUCGCAGGUCCUUCUCCUCCGAAGAGAGGUUAUGUUUCUGCAGUUUGACGCUGCAGUGAGGUACCUCAUCCGAAGAACAUUUCUGGCAGCUGGAAAUGCUCCCGCCUACCAGUCUGUCGCAGACGGCAUGCACCAUGGUUUGCCACCACUGAGCGACUCCCUCAUGAAGAGCAUUUUUGCCUCACAGCUCAGCCUGCCACAGCCCCUGGAUCCACGGAGCCACCAGGCAUUUGCGCUCUUCCCUUGGAGAACAUUUCUGGAAGAUGGAGGACCGUUUCCAGUUGUGGGCAGCAGCCCAGAUACCCUAGAGUAUAAUAUGCAGGUAGGAUAG
This is a messenger RNA of Hippopotamus amphibius kiboko, 630 nucleotides long. Its product is annotated as coiled-coil domain-containing protein 162-like. Lineage: Eukaryota; Metazoa; Chordata; Mammalia; Artiodactyla; Hippopotamidae. The transcript has 5 exons. The record is from RefSeq and is a predicted model, not a curated record. The coding region runs from base 43 to 630 and encodes 195 amino acids.